UAGUGAAUGUGAGACGAGCAACAGGAAGUCGCGUGAAAUGUCCCAGAAAGUGAAAGAUCAAGUGGUUAUGGACGUGGGGGAGAAACUCCUCAAAGGAAGUUGGCUCAUUCUGGGACCGCCGGCUUUGAAGUACGCGGCCGAAAUGAAACAGACCCUGGGCCAGAACUCUCGCCCCAUUUACAACUAUGCGAUGCGCGGCGUGGUCACUUGCUUCACCGGCAUACGCAAGAAGGAUGAGCUGACAAAGCUGGUCAACCUCAUACACUCGAUGGGCGGCUGCAUCAAGAAGGACCUCAACACAAAGACCACGCAUCUAAUUUGUAAUCACAGUGGCGGCGAAAAGUAUCAGUACGCCAAAACCUUUCGGUUGACUGUGGUUCGUCCUGCCUGGGUGUAUGCCGCCUGGUCGGAUCGCAACUCCCUGGAGUUCGACGCCACCCAGGAGACCUUCACCAAGACCCACCGCCUCAAGGCCUUCGAGGGCCAGAAGAUCUGCUUCUUCGGCUUCCCGCCCGAGGAGCACCAACACAUGGUCGAUGUGCUGCUGGAGAACGGCGGCGUUUGCGCCGAGCUGGAGGACCCGGAGUGCUCGCAUGUCGUGAUGCCCAACACGGGCGCAGUCUUUACAAGCACUAGCACUAGCACAGAUACUAACCCAAGCACCCAGACUAACCCCCCACCCGACUCCCAAACCCAAUCCCAAUCACAAACCCCGGGCCAGCGCCAGGGGAACGAGGAGCAGUUGCAGGCCGAGGAUGCAGGGCAGGCGGGGAUCGAAAAUGGGAAGCACUCCCCCACCGAUACAGACGACGGGGUUGUACCACUGGAUGUGGACCCGGAUUCGGACCCGGACCAGGAGCAGAAGGAGAACCAGGACCUGGACGACGAGGACGACAUACACUUUGACGAGCGGCUCUUUGUGGAGGCUGCGGAUAUAGGAAAUCCUGGGGAUGACCAGUUGCCCGAGUCCGACGAGGAGGAUGUAGAAGAGGCUGGGAAGAAGGAGGUGAAAACAGAGCAGCUGGAGGAGGAAGACGAGGAGGAUGUCCAGGCCAGCACGCCAAAGACCAGCAAAGUAAGACUCAGCCUGAAAUCAGCCACGCCCCUGAGCUCCCCAGAGACGGAGGGCGUAGUCCUGGACUUCCAGAGCACCACCCAGAACAUAUCGCCCAUCCUCAAGGCGAUCAACGAGUGCGACCUGGAGACGGAUGACAUGCCCGUCACCGAGAAUGACUUGAAGAGGAAGCGCGACAGCUUCGACAAUGUAUCCCUGAUGUCGGUGGACUCCUUCGCUCUGCCCACCAGCACCAAGAAGCCCAAACUGAUCCGCACCGGGUCCAUUUCACGAACCCUGCGCCGCUCCGUGAGCUUUGUGGCCGAACCUCUGAUGAAGACUCUAAGACCUCGCAGGAGCUCUGUGGCCGAUGCCUCCACCUUCCUGGGCAGCGAGGCAGCCGAUGACUCCAUUUGCUCGCUGGCCUCCUCCAUCAACCUGACCCUCAACGAGUCCAUCAAGAAGCCUGUGAAGGAUAAGCUGCGCAGCUUCUGCGGCAGGAUCACCCGGAGCAGCAGUCGUCGCGUGGAGAGAGGCGCCGACGGCACUCCCGAGUGCUCCACCCAGCUGGACAGCGGCUUCAAGACGCCCAAGGCCCCCAAGAUUCGAUCCUCGGCCACCCCGAAGACAGCCAAGCGCCUCUUCGGUCCCGUGGUGUCCGCCCUGACCCUGACCAAUCCCUCCACCCCCACGCUGGUGAAUCCCCUUCCGAUUCCCCCGCCCACCGCCAGUCUGGACGUGAACGACACCUCGUCCCAUACAUUUGCUUUCUGUGCUGCUGCCGUCACGCCUGCCAUGCCAUCAUCAUCUUCAUCGUCAUCCCCCACCCAGUCGACUGCUGUACAUAGCUCGGUGCAGGUCAUUAACAAGUCCCCCGAGGAAGAGCCCCUGCCAAUGGUGGUGGACGAGCACACGACUGUGUCGAAGCCGGAGCCCAAGAAUAACCACACACACAUCCUGAAAUCAGACUGGUUCUGGUACACCAUCCAGAAUGGCUAUGCCAACGAGAUGGACUAUCUGUUUGGCGAUUACCUGGAUAGCAUCACGAAUACCCCCAACACGGAUCGUCGCGACUCCUUACCCAUUAGCUUUAAUAAACGGAAACGCAAGCGUUUCUCGCAGCGCAUCCAACUGGAGGGCACUCCCCUGGGGUCUGGCAAGCGACGCUCCUCUGUCUCGGAUGCUGGGCUCCUGUCCGUUUCCAACAGCUUCUUCGACUGCACCACCAGUCCGGACAAGCUGGAGGUGGACAAGCUGCACCACGCCGAGCCGGAGGCCAGUGACGCCACGCCCGCCAAGAAGUCGAUGCGCUUCAACCACUUUAUGGACUUUUUCACCACCGAGUCCAACUACGUGGGCAUCCUGGAUACCAUUCUGAAUCUCUUCAAAAACAAGCUGGAAGAACUGGCGGAGACCAAUGACCCCUUGCUGAACAAAUCGGAAAUCAAAACCAUCUUCGGCAACUUUCUGCCCAUCCACGAGGUGCACCAAAGCAUGCUGGAGCACCUGCGGAAGCUGCACGCCAACUGGCGGGAGGAUUGCUUGAUCGGCGACAUCAUCAUCCAGCACAGGGACGAGCUGAUCAAGGCCUACCCCCCCUACGUCAACUUCUUCGAGCAGAUGAAGGAGCAGCUGCUGUACUGCGACCGCGAGUACCCUCGCUUCCAUGCCUUCCUGAAGAUCAACCAGACCAAGCCGGAGUGCGGCCGCCAGAGCCUGCAGGACCUGAUGAUCAGGCCCGUGCAGCGACUACCCAGCAUCAGUCUCCUGCUGAACGACAUCCUGAAGCACACGAACGGCAGCAACGCGGAUCACGGUCGGUUGGAGGAGGCGCUGAAGGCCAUCAAGCAGGUGACGCUGCACAUCAACGAGGACAAGAGGCGCACCGAGUCGCGCAUGGCCAUCUUCGAUAUAUUCAACGAUAUCGAUGGUUGUCCGCCACAUUUGGUGAGCUCCAACCGCUCGUUCAUCUCCAAAUGCGAGGUCAACGAGCUCUCCGACUCCCUAAGCGGCCGAGGUGACAGCCUCGUCGUGUACCUCUUCUCCGAUUCCAUGGAGCUGUGCAAGCGGCGGUCGCGCGGCUUCAACACCGCCAAGUCGCCGAGCACGGCCAAGACGCACAAGCACCUCAAGCUGAUAUCGCUGAACACCAUACGGCUGGUGAUCGACAUCUCGGACAGCCCGCGGGCCUUUGGGCUCCUCCAGCGAGGCGAAAAGGAGAAGCUGUACACGUUUACGAUCAGCGACGAGGAGACGGACAAGCAUGUCUAUGUGAAGAAGCUCUGCAACCAGAUAGCGGCUCACACGUGUCGCACAGAUGCGGACAAGCUGUUGAUUAGUCGAACCUCCCAGGAACUGGAGGUGGACAUAAGCGAUGUAAAUGUCAGCACGCUGAGCAAGGCCUUCAAGCUGGCGGCCAAGACUCGACUAAAGGUGGGUCGCGCCUUCUCCUUCAACAAGACACCCAACAAGCUGAAAAGAGCCGUCUCCACCAUGAUGACCUCGCCCUUUGGCAGCACCAACUCGCUAACGCCUGCCUCCCAACUGGCCCAAAUGCGUCUGGCCAGCUGCACGAACAUUAAUGAAGUAGACGACGAGGACUGUGCCAGCAUGAGGAGCAGCUCGCCCUCGACGCAGUCGGAAAUGCUGGUGGUACCGCCGCUCUCCGUGCAGCCCACUCGGAAAAACAAGGCCGUUGUGGGCCGAAUUUAAGGAGUUGAACGAUGACUCCGCCGUGCUUUAAAGCACGUAUUGUGUAUUCCAUUUUGUUCGAGGUCUUGCCAUGACCCGCCGGCAGAUCUGAUGAUGAUUGUAAUUCCUUGGACGUGGAUGAAGAGCGUCCGAGUUCCGAGUUGCGACUGCCCCGUUUGAAUUCGUAAUCUCACAAAAUCAACCAGAAAUAUCACGCGUCCAAUAUUUUUUAGAUUGUAAAUUGUAUUGUUAAGCUGCAACUGG
Messenger RNA from Drosophila bipectinata, 4009 nucleotides. It is a transcript of the gene pbl, whose product is annotated as epithelial cell transforming 2 pebble. NCBI's taxonomy places the organism in Eukaryota, Metazoa, Arthropoda, Insecta, Diptera, Drosophilidae. The record is from RefSeq and is a predicted model, not a curated record. Gene Ontology annotation, molecular function: guanyl-nucleotide exchange factor activity; GTPase activator activity. Gene Ontology annotation, cellular component: cell cortex; nucleus. Gene Ontology annotation, biological process: nervous system development; regulation of cytokinesis, actomyosin contractile ring assembly; activation of GTPase activity.